AUGGUGUCUCCGAAAUGUAUUCUUCUAUUCCUGGCCUUAUAUUACUUCCUGGAUGGCGUUUCAGCGGUUACCUGCGAUGUGGAACCCGCAAAUACCUCCUGCAUCGAUUGCCGAAUAUAUCCUACGCAUAUUGAGUGUUUGUCCAAGCUUUUCGCCCCAGUAACAACUGCUGCUCCUCUGACUGUGGCUACAACCAAGAGAUCACGAUCACGCAUUGGCCGCAUUCGCGGCUUUUUCGGCAACUUCAUUACGCGAAUGAGGAAUAAAAGUUGGUUUUAA
This is a messenger RNA of Drosophila kikkawai, 279 nucleotides long. RefSeq lists its product as uncharacterized. The record is from RefSeq and is a predicted model, not a curated record. Lineage: Eukaryota; Metazoa; Arthropoda; Insecta; Diptera; Drosophilidae.